AUGUCUGCCAUGCAGAAUAUGAAGUGUGUAAUCGUCGGCGACGGUGCCGUGGGCAAGACGUGUGUGCUUAUCUCGUACACGACUAAUACAUUUCCGGGUGAGUAUAUACCCACGGUAUUCGACAACUACAGCGCCAAUGUGAUGGUGGAUAAUCGGCCAAUCAAUUUGGGGCUGUGGGACACUGCUGGUCAAGAGGAUUACGAUCGCCUGCGUCCUCUUAGCUAUCCUCAGACAGAUGUGUUCCUUAUUUGCUUCUCAGUCGUUAGCGUUGCCUCAUUUGAGAAUGUCAAGUCCAAGUGGCUGCCUGAAAUACGCCACCACGCACCUUGCGUGCCGUUUAUACUUGUGGGCACCAAGUCAGAUUUACGUGAUGAUGAAGAAACGCUUGAGAGGCUUAAGGAGAAGAAUCUUGUUCCUAUCACGAAAGAGCAGGGAGAAGAGCUCAAGAUUGAGCUUGGCGCAUACAAAUAUAUGGAGUGUUCGGCACUUACGCAAAAGGGGCUGAAGUCGGAUCGCUUGCUUUACUUUCCAGCAAUUCCGGGCGCCUCCAAGCUAACAAAAGACAAUCCGCCAGGAUACCGCACCCCGGAAGAGUUUUCUAUCGAUUAUGAAGACCUCAUGAUUACUUGUAAGGACGGCGUGAAGAUCAACGCAUGGCUCAUGAAGCAGAAGAACCACUCAAAUCGGCCGACCCUUAUAUUCUUUCACGGCAACGCCGGAAAUAUUGGAUAUCGUCUGCCAAAUGCCGUGCAGCUAUUUCGAAAGGUGGGAGUCAACAUUUUGCUCGUGGAUUACAGAGGAUUCGGCCACAGUGAGGGAACUCCAUCUGAGGAAGGAAUCAAGCUAGAUGCUGAAGCUGCACUUGACGCCAUGUUCAAUCGUCCAGAUAUCGAUUCGUCGAUGCUUGUAGUGUUGGGCCGGUCACUUGGUGGAGCAGUGUCUAUUUACCUCGCUGAAAAAGAGCCCGUGAGGGUGGCUGGCGUUAUUCUGGAAAACACAUUUCUCAGCAUCUCGGCAAUGGUGGAUGCGCUACUGCCUUUCUUGACAUUUUUAAAGCGAUUUGUGCUUCGAAUAGACUGGAACAGCGAAUCCGCUAUUCAGAAGUUGAAGCAGCCGAUUCUUUUUAUCGCGGGGUUGCAAGACGAGCUAGUGCCUCACCCCCACAUGAAGAAAUUGCGAUCUCUCGCCACUUUAAGUAAGCACGUCGUGUGGUACACAGUCGCUGAUGGAACGCACAACGACACUUGGCUACGCGGAGGCGACAAGUAUUACUCGAAACUGCGGCAAUUUCUUGACGCAAUUAUUGUUGGCAACAAGUGCUUGGCAUCUGAUGAUUCCUCGGUUAAACCUCCUCCACAAAAUGAAAAUGCCAUCCCGAAUAUGCUGCAGCAGCCGCUAUUAAACUCGCUUACGCAAAGAUUCAAAACUGAAUAA
Messenger RNA from Plasmopara halstedii, 1434 nucleotides. RefSeq names its product serine protease family. Gene Ontology annotation, molecular function: GTPase activity; protein kinase binding; GTP binding. The coding region runs from base 1 to 1434 and encodes 477 amino acids. The record is from RefSeq and is a predicted model, not a curated record. Gene Ontology annotation, cellular component: cytoplasmic vesicle; cytoskeleton; cell cortex. The transcript is spliced from 9 exons. Gene Ontology annotation, biological process: regulation of cell shape; cortical cytoskeleton organization; small GTPase-mediated signal transduction. NCBI's taxonomy places the organism in Eukaryota, Oomycota, Peronosporomycetes, Peronosporales, Peronosporaceae.